Molecule: messenger RNA, 813 nt
Organism: Triplophysa dalaica
Lineage: Eukaryota; Metazoa; Chordata; Actinopteri; Cypriniformes; Nemacheilidae
Product: troponin I, fast skeletal muscle-like
Exons: 7
Coding region: 115-642 (175 amino acids)
Biological process (GO): muscle contraction
Cellular component (GO): troponin complex
Source: RefSeq, a predicted model, not a curated record
AGGCUUAAAUACGUGCAUUUGAGCACAGUCCUUCUGCUAGUACUUUCUUCUUUCCGGUCUGAACCACUGCUUUAUAUUCUCAUAUAGGUGGUGAGGGAAUUAUAGGUGGCCAACAUGUCUGAAAAAAAGAUGACAUCGAGUCGCCGGCUUAAUCUCAAGAGUUUGUUGCUGUCCAUCGCAAAGAACUUGCUAGAGAAAGAAGCAGCUCAACUCAUUACAGAUAAACAGAACUACAUGGCUGAACACUGUCCUCCACUAUCCCUGCCCGGAUCUGCACCGGAACUGCAGGAUCUCUGCAAGAAACUGCACCAGGACAUCGACAGGAUCGAUGAGGAGAGAUAUGAUAUGAACUCUAAAGUGGAUAAGGCCAACAAAGAGAUUGAAGAUCUCAAGAUCAAAGUGGUCGACCUGGUGGGAAAGUUCAAGAAACCCGCCUUGAGGAAAGUGCGCAUGUCUGCAGACCAGAUGCUUCAGGCUCUGCUCGGAUCCAAACACAAGGUCUCUAUGGAUCUCAGAUCUAACCUGAAACAAGUCAAGAAGGAGGUCAAAGAGGAGACUGCAGAGGUCGGCGACUGGCGUAAGAACGUUGAGGACAAAGCCGGCAUGGGCGGCAGGAAGAAGAUGUUUGAGGGCGAGACCUAAUUUUUUUCUACAUUUCUUUGUUUCAUUAUCGUAGGAAUUCUUCAGAACUGCACAGACCUUUUUGCCAACGCUGCCUCAAACAAGCAUUAAUUUCAUUAAUAUCUAUAGUCUUGAAAAAGAAAUGUAUCAUUGAAGACCCACUGCCAUUAAAUGAAUGCUUUUGAGUAAAAA